This is a messenger RNA of Fusarium sp. VM40, 759 nucleotides long. The record is from the annotation of a GenBank genome assembly. Lineage: Eukaryota; Fungi; Ascomycota; Sordariomycetes; Hypocreales; Nectriaceae.
AUGUACAUUCGUGCCGCUCACGCCGAAACCGACCUCCGGGUUCUUCGCCGCCUCGUCCACGAGAAUCCUCUCGGGAUGCUUACAACCGGUAUCAAAUCCCCGUCGCACUCGUUUCUCCAAAGCAGCCACAUCCCCUUUCUUCUAGAUGUCCAAGAUGAAUCCAGCGAGACUGAACUGGGUCGACUAAGAGGUCAUCUUGCGCGACAGAAUCCGCAGAGCAAGACUAUGAUGGAGCACUGUUCUUCCAACCCCGGGCUGAAUAGUUAUCUCGAGGAUGAAGUUCUGGUUAUCUUUACAAGAGCAGCGCAUCAUUACGUUACGCCAAAGUUCUAUACCGAGACGAAACCCGCUACAGGGAAGGUUGUGCCGACGUGGAACUAUGCUGCGGCGCAGGUAUACGGCAAGGCACGCAUUUACUACGAAAACAAUGACGAGACGUCAAGUUUCCUUGGGAAGGCGAUUUCAGACCUGACAGAUCACAAUGAGAGGAAUACCAUGGGGUAUACGGGCGGUGAUAACCCGACUCAAUGGAAAGUCACGGACGCUCCUGAAAAAUAUGUCGAUUUGUUGAAGAGGAAUAUUAUCGGUAUCGAAAUCGAAGUGACUAAGCUGGAGGGGAAGUUCAAGAUGAGUCAAGAGGUGGGUGAGGGAGAUCGGGAUGGUGUUGUCAAGGGGUUUGAGAAUUUGAAGACGGAGGUUGGUGAUGAGAUUGCUAGGACUGUGAGGGAUCGUGGGGAGGCAAAGGAUAAGAAGAGAUGA